Molecule: messenger RNA, 2358 nt
Organism: Symbiodinium necroappetens
Lineage: Eukaryota; Dinophyceae; Suessiales; Symbiodiniaceae
Source: the annotation of a GenBank genome assembly
AUGGGUGUUCACUUCAUCGACGGAGAGAAGACUGGUCGAACCGAUGCAAAGUGGAACUUCCUUGACAAAGUUGGAGAGCGGAAGGUUGUUGGCGAGUUUCCAGGGUGGUUUAAAGAGUACACGAAGGCGGCAAAGGAGACCAAGCACGGCAUCCUCAUCCUCAACUUGACACAAGCGUACUUCAUGUCAAAGGCAUGCCGGUGGGAGUUCGGCUACAUUCGUCAGCCUGAGCUUAUGCACGUUUUCGUUCCCGGCGAAGCCGGAGCAUCCAGCAUGAUUGUCCCAUGGGACAAUGUUAUGAAAGAUGCUACACUCUGUGCAAGGGCAUUCCAAGGAAGUGGGACUGUCACAGAGUUGGAGCAUUUAGCCAACAGCACCAGGAAGGACCCAGAAGUUAUGGUCAUUGAUGCUAUCGCCAAAGUGGAUGCUGCUGCCAGACUGGUGGAAUCUCAAGAGCACCAGGCAUGGUGUGAGCUUCCUCUGAGGCAAAUGGCUUUGUCCCUUGCCGUGGCAGAGCUGGGCGAGUACAGUCGGCAAGCCAUGACCGCAGCUGAUCACCUCAUGUGGGUGCACCACGAAACUGGCAUGCACAGAGCUGGUUACGAUCUGGGGGCGAAGCUGCUAGAUUUGAGGAGACAGGUGUUUGGGGAGGAGCAUCCGGAAGUAGCGAAGACACUUGCAAAUCUUGCCGUUGCAUCUGGUGACCUUGGUGAUCAUCGCAAAAAGAAGGAGUUGUUAGAGCAGGCGCUGCCUAUCUUCAAGCGACAGCUUGGGGAGGAGCAUGCCGAAGUGGCGACGCAUUUAGCUAAUCUGGGUGCUGCCCUCGGCAGCCUGGGGGACCACUGCCAGCAGAAGGAAUUGCUGGAACGUGCGCUGCAGAUACAGGAGCGAUUGUUUGGAAAAACGAGCUUAGAAGUCACAACCACGCUGGGUAACCUUGCAAUAGCAUAUGGAGAUUUAGGCGAGUUCCGAAAGAAGCGGGAGCUCCUGGAACAGGUCUUGGAAGUGCUACAGCACGAAUACAAGCCGGAGCACCCCCUUGUGGCAAAGACGCUGGCCAAUUUGGCGAACACACAUGGGGACCUUGGUGAGCAUUGGCGGCAAAAGGAGUUGCAAGAGCGCGUCUUGAAAAUCGAGAUCCUCGAGUUUGGAGCUGCCCACCCAAAAGUUGCCAGGACGCUUGGAAAUUUGAGCGCUGCACAUGGAAAUUUGGGUGAGUACCACGAGCAGAAAAGGCUGUUGACACAACAGCUUAAGAUUGAAGAAGCUUUUUACGGUUCACAGCACCCCACCGUAGCGUUGACUCUUGGCAAUCUUGGAGUUGUCGCUGGGAACCUCGGUGAUUAUCAUGAGAAGACAGAAUUGUUGGAGCGUGCGCUGAAGAUCGAGGAGCGAGAAUUUGGCAAAGAGAGCUCGCGAGUGGCAAAAACUCUGGUGAAUUUAGCCAACGCGUAUGGAUGCCUGCAUGAUUUUGGUCAACAGGCAGCCCCGCUGGAACGUGCACUGCUUAUUCUUGAGAACGAGUUCGGGCCUUCAAGCCCGAUUGUUGCCAAAACGCUUGGCAAUCUUGCCAACGCAUGUUCUGCAUUGGGAGAUCACCAACGACAGAGAGACUUGUUGGAACGCGCCCUGAGCAUUUUCAAGCAAGAAUAUGGAGAGGGCCACCCGGACGUGGCGAGGACUUUUGCAAACCUUGGAUUGGCGCACGGAUGCCUAGGUGAUCACCACAAGCAGAAAGACUUGCUAGAACGUGCCCUCAGGGGGUUUGAGCAUGCGUUUGGGAAGGAACAUCCCGAGGUAGCAAGAACACUUCACAAGCUGGCCAGCGCAAGCGGCAUUCUGGGGGAUCACCGCCAAGAGAAGGAGUUCCUUCAAGAAGCGCUCGCGAUUGAAGAGUUUCAGGGUGGGUCGGAGAGUAUUCAGGUGGGUCAGACAUUAGCUAAAAUUGCCAAUGCCUGUGCAGCUCUGGCUGCAAGGGGAACUUCGUCCGAGCUGCGUGAGUUGAGAGAUGUCUUACAGCGCGUCCUCAAGAUUUUUGAGCCUGUUCUCGGGGAUGAUCACCCCAUGGUGCAGAACACUCGUGACAAUCUUGUCAACGCCUGCUCGAAGCUGGGUGACGUUGACUGCAAGAAGGAAGUAUUAGCAGCAAUUUUAAAGACAACCGAGUGCAGGCUUGGUGAAGAUCACCCGGAAGUGGCUCUGGCGCUUUCGAAGCUUGCCAUGGCCUGCGGAGCUACAGGAGAAUCUGCGAAGCAGACUGAGCUUCUAGAGCGUGCGUUGAGGAUCAUGUACGAGUUUGAUGCAAGCCACCCACUGGCCAUCCAGAUUCAGGCUGCUCUCUCGCAAAGCUCACGAUAG